AUGUUUCUUGGUGAUGAAAUAAGUACAUCGGCCCCACGGGUGUCGGUAUUCGAAAGACUCGAAGUAGGCACAUCAACUCCACGAGUGUCAACAUUUGAGAGGCUUGAAUUUCCAUCUAUUUCUCAACCAAAGGCUUUCAGAAAGAAAAGUUUAGCUGUAGAUGAAGAAAACUCAAGCUCAAAUUCUUCAGAAGAUUUUGUGGAUAUCAUUCAACCGGCACCUCAGGAAAUAGAAGACGGGGGGCAAGUAACAGAUGAUGAUUUAACAGAACUCAAUCUUGGUACCGAGGAUGAUCCAAAGCCUGUAUUUGUCAGCUCGUUAUUAAGUGAAGAGGAAUUGCAAAAGUACAAACAAUUCCUUUAUGAAUAUAAAGAUGUGUUUGCCUGGGGGUAUCAAGAUAUGCCAAGCUUGGACCCAAAUGUUGCGGUACAUAGGUUGGCAGUAUUAAAAGAUGUUCCACCUGUGAAACAAUCGCAAAGAAGAAUUCGACCAGAGUUAAUCUCAAAAAUUGAAGCAGAAAUCGACAAAUUGAUAAGAGUCGGCUUCAUUCGAGAAGUUAAAUACCCAACUUGGCUUGCAAACAUUGUCCCUGUGUUAAAGAAAAAUGGGCAAAUUCGGAUAUGCGUGGAUUAUCGAGAUCUAAACCGUGCCUGCCCAAAAGAUGAAUUCCCGCUUCCCACUACUGAAUUGCUAGUAGAUGCUACUACUGGAUUUAAUGCAUUAUCAUUCAUGGAUGGGUUUUCUGGGUAUAAUCAAAUCAAAAUGGCACCUGAAGACGAAGAGCUCACUACUUUUCGAACACCAAAAGGCAUUUAUUGUUACACAGUUAUGCCAUUUGGGCUUAAAAAUGCAGGGGCAACCUACCAAAGGGCAAUGGCCACUGUCUUUGAAGACAUGCUUCACAAUACUAUCGAAUGUUAUGUCGAUGAUUUGGUGGUGAAAACUAAAGAAAGGAUAAAUCAUCUUGAUGACUUAAGGCGAGUCUUUGAUAGACUUAGAAAACAUCAGCUCAAGAUGAACCCUUUAAAAUGUGCAUUUGAGGUAACAUCAGGAAAGUUCCUCGGAUUCGUUGUUAGACAUCGAGGAAUUGAAAUUGACCCCGCAAAAAUAAAAGCGAUUUUGGAAAUGCCUCCCCCACACAACUUGUGUCAACUACGGGGACUGCAAGGAAGACUGGCUUAUAUCCGAAGGUUCAUCUCAAACCUAUCUAGUAGAUGCCAACCUUUCACAAGACUAAUGCAGAAAAAUGUACCCUUCAUAUGGGAUAAGGCAUGCCAAAAUGCUUUUGAAAGUAUCAAGCAAUACUUGUCACACCCACCAGUGUUGAGAGCUCCAAUUUUGGGAAAGUCGUUGAUAUUGUAUAUCACAACAUUAGAUCGCUCCUUAGGAGCAUUGCUGGCACAAAAUAAUGAGGAUGGAAAGGAAGUCGCCCUUUACUAUUUAAGUAGAACUUUGGCAGGGGCAGAACAUAAAUAUCCUCCAAUUGAAAAGGUGUGCUUGGCUUUAAUUUUUGCCAUUACAAAAUUACGGCAUUACUUACUCUCACACACUGUGACAUUAGUGUCAAAAGCUGACCCUUUGAGGUACAUUCUAUCAAAACCUGUGUUGUCUGGACGAUUGGAAAAAUGGUCCAUGAUUUUGUCAGAGUUUGAAAUCAACUUUGUCCCGCAAAAAGCAAUAAAAGGACAAGCAUUGGUUGAUUUUCUGGCAAUGUACCCGAUUCCAGACAAUAUGGAGUUGCGGGAGGACCUUCCAGACGAGGAAGUUUUCACAAUUGAAACACCAUCUUGGCAACUUUACUUUGAUGGGGCAGCAAAGAAGUGUGGGGCAGGUGCUGGUAUUGUCUUUGUGACACCUUCUGGAGGACUGAUACCUUACUCUUUUCACAUUAUGGCUAUAUGUACCAAUAAUGUAGCAGAAUAUGAAGCGUUAAUAAUUGGUCUCGAAAUUGCACUCGAAAUGCAAAUACAAUCAUUGGAGGUAUAUGGCAAUUCUCUUCUAAUUAUCAAACAAAUUAAUGGUGAGUUUGCAGUCAAGCAUGAGGCUUUAAUUCCUUAUCAUGAGAAGGCUAAGCAUUUGAUUGCUCAAUUCCAAAAUAUCACGUUAAAUCAUGUCCCUAGGUCAAAAAAUGGCAAAGCUGAUGCUUUAGCUAAAUUAGUUGCAUCACUAACGCUUCCUGGUGAAAGGGAUAUUCAAAUUACAAUAGGAGAAUGCCAUUUGUUACCCCAAAUCAUAGAUCGGAAAGAAGAAAUAAGUACCAUAAAUUUGGUAACUUUCCGUGAAAAUACAAACGACAAUGACUGGCGCCAACCAAUUAUUAACUAUAUCCAAAAAGGAGUCUUGCCAGAAGACUUGAAAAGAAGAGUGGAUGUAAAAAGAAGAGCUCUUCGGUUUGUCUUCCUCAGUGACACAUUGUAUAAGCAUUCUUUUGAUGGGAUGUUGCUAAGAUGUCUUUCAAAAGAAGAGGCGUCACAUGCGCUUCAAGAAACUCAUGCUGGUACAUGUGGUGCACACCAAGCUAGCCCAAAACUGUCAGCUCAAUUAAAGUGGUUGGGUUACUAUUGGCCUACUAUGGUUCAAGAUGCGAUUAAUUUCGCCAAAUGCUAUUACUUCUCCAAAUGGGCCGAAGCUAUACCGUUAAAAGAAGUACGAGCAGAGGAUGUCGCGGAUUUUAUAAGGACUCAGGCAAUUGUCAAAUUGAUGGACAAGUACAAAUUCAAGCACAGUUUUUCAGCUAGUUAUAACCCGUCUUCAAAUGGUCAAGCAGAAGCAUUUAAUAAGGUGUUAUGCAAAAUCAUGAAGAAGACAGUGACAAAGAAUAAAAGGGAUUGGCACAAACGCCUUCCAGAAGCUUUGUGGGCUUAUAGAACCACUAUAAGAACUGGGACUGGUUGUACACCUUAUAACUUGGUGUUUGGGUCUGAAGCAGUUUUACCUUUGGAGGUUCAAAUACCUUCAUUAAGAAUUUCUACUCAACUAACGACCCCAGAUGAAAAUGUGCAAGUCCGUCUAGCUGAGCUUGAAGCAUUAGAUGAAAAAUGA
Humulus lupulus (European hop) is the source of this 3042-nucleotide messenger RNA. RefSeq lists its product as uncharacterized. The transcript has 4 exons. Bases 1 to 3042 code for a protein of 1013 amino acids. NCBI's taxonomy places the organism in Eukaryota, Viridiplantae, Streptophyta, Magnoliopsida, Rosales, Cannabaceae. Gene Ontology annotation, molecular function: nucleic acid binding; RNA-DNA hybrid ribonuclease activity. The record is from RefSeq and is a predicted model, not a curated record.